CUACAUCCCAGUAUGACAGACCGGGGGGAGCAUUACUGGAGGGAUUCCACUGGAAGAGAGAGGCUGAGGGGGACAGGAACGAGGGCAGCGCUGAGGUCCAGCUCCACGGAAACACAUCACUGCUUCUCCUCUGCUGGGAGUCCAUCUUCAUGUGAUCCAGUUUUUUUUUUGUUUGUUUUCAGUUGCAGCUCUUCAGACCAGAACAUUCUUCACUUUUCCCUCAGUCCACAGCAAGUCAUCCAGCCUAAUUCGGACCAGUGGCGGAUGUUUCCUUGAACCUGCAUCUAUAUGGGUGCUGGGGAUUACAACCUUUGCUCUAAUUCAGUGCCAGUUCUCCACAUCUCCCCCUGACAACUCCUCACACAGCUCUCCUCUAAGGAUUCUCAUCUCUUGGAAACCUGAACCGUUUAGGUUUUGCUGUUGAGUCAUUUCGCGUCUGGCCAGCUCUGGUUGUUUUAUUUUCCACGGGAGUUGCAGGAAACAUCAGGAUUUUGGAACCAAAGUUCUCUCUUCAGCUCUUCCAGGACCAGCCCGGGACUCCCCUGGACGGGUGAAAGAACAGAGCCAUGUUUAAGAUGAGAGGCACUGGGGUGAUGCUCUGUCUCGCUGCCCUGCUGGUCAUGGGCUAUGCGUUGGCAUCCGCUGAGUCAGCUGACACCGUGGCCUCGGUGGUCCAGGUGGGACAAGGCGGGAGACAUGCUGAUCGACGGAAGGAGGAGCGACAGGCUGAGAUCAGAGAGGAUGUCCUGAUGGAUGAGCCAAUCGCAAAAGGAGAUGCUGAGAAAACCAAACCAAAAGUCAAGAAAUCGCCAGAGGAAGUACUAGCAGCUAAGGUAAAGAAAGAAGAGGAAAGAGAAGCUAAAGCUAAGAAGCUGAAAGCCCCCAAACCCACUAAGAAGCCAAAGCCCCCCAAACCCACUAAGAAGCCAAAGCCCCCCAGGCCCACCAAGAAGCCAAAGCCCCCCAGGCCCACCAAGAAACCGAAACCCACCAAGAAACCAAAAGUCACCAAGGAGCCCAAGGAGACAGAAGAACGACUGACCAAGAAGACAGACAUAGAGGAGAAGGAGGAGGAGCAGAAGAGUCAUCCAACUGGCAAGGCAAUCGGCACCACAGACCAUAAGGACCCAUGGGAAGAGGGAACUCUAUGGUCUCAACAUGGGUCACCUACAGCACCAAGCACUGUGACCAAGAACUUAAAUAAAUUCGAGGAUAAAGACUGGGAUUCCAAAUUAGAUGGCGAGAUAGAGAUCUUCCCCGAUGCCAAGGAGCUCCUUCCCACAGAGGAGUGGCACCCAUUUAUCCCAGAGGAGACCUCCCCUCCACCUGUCGAGAUUGAAUGGUACGAAGAGUACGACUAUGAGCUGAAUGCAGCACAGAAGAAGCUUGAGGAGGAACGAGAGAAGGCGCGAAAAGAGAAAGAGGAGAAAGAAAAACAGAGGAAGAAAUGGGAGGAGGAAGAGGAGGCCCAUGUGAAGCCACCGCCUGUUUACGCCGGGCCAAAGAUCUGCCCGCCCUUGGGGCUGGAGUCUCACCGGGUGGACAGUGACCAGCUGCUGGCUUCCUCCAUGUCUGACCAUGGCUUUGGCCCUCAUCGGGGACGCCUAAACAUGCAGGGUUUGGAUGACAAAGACAACAUGUAUGGCGGGGCCUGGUGUGCUGACCCAGAGGAGCGGGAUCACUGGCUCGAGGUGGAUGCCCGCCGAGAGGUCCAGUUCAGCGGGGUCAUCCUCCAGGGCAGGGAUUCUCAAAUCCAUGAAGACUUCGUCACCUCUUACCAUGUGGCCUUCAGCAAUGACAGCCGAGACUGGACUGUGCUCCAUGACGGAUACGCAGAAUGGCUGUUCUUUGGGAAUGUCGACAAGGACACACCAGUGCAAGUGCAAUUCGCAGAGCCCGUGGUGGCGCGCUACAUCCGCAUCCUGCCGCAGAGCUGGAAUGGGAGCCUCUGCAUGCGACUGGAGGUGCUGGCCUGCCCGCUGCCCAACUCCUACUACUUCAGUGAGAAUGAGGUCACACCCGUAGAUUACUUGGAAUUCAAGCACCACAACUACAAGGAGAUGAGACAGUUAAUGAAAGUAGUGAAUGAGGAGUGCCCCAACAUCACCAGGAUCUACAACAUCGGAAAGAGCUCCCAGGGGCUGAAGAUGUAUGCCAUGGAGAUCUCCGACAACCCCGGGGAACAUGAGACAGGUGAACCUGAGUUCCGGUACACGGCUGGUCUCCAUGGGAACGAAGUGCUGGGCCGGGAGCUGCUGCUGCUGCUCAUGCAGUUUCUGUGCAGGGAGUACAACGACGACAACCCUCGAGUGCGCCGCCUGGUGGACGGAGUGCGCAUCCACCUAGUGCCCUCGCUCAACCCUGACGCCUAUGAGCUGGCCUAUGAGAUGGGCUCUGAGAUGGGCAACUGGGCUUUGGGGCACUGGACAGAAGAGGGCUACGACAUAUUUGUGAACUUCCCGGACCUGAACAGCAUCCUGUGGGGGGCGGAAGACAGGGGCUGGGUCCCCCGCUAUGUGCCCAAUCACCACAUCCCUAUCCCAGAAAACUACCAAUCAGACAAUGGCUCGGUUGCCGUGGAAACGCGAGCCAUCAUCGCCUGGAUGGAGAAGCACCCAUUUGUACUGGGGGCCAACAUUCAAGGAGGAGAGAAGCUUAUAACCUACCCCUUCGACAUGCAGCGCCCUCCCAAGAUGACAACGAGGAGCCAUGAUGGGAGGGUCAGGGGGGGCCAGGAGGCAGAGGAGGAGAUCAAUGAGGAAGCCUGGGGGCAGGCACAGUGGCAGCGAGAGGAGGGGCUGAGGGAGACCCCAGACGACGCUAUGUUCAGGUGGUUGGCCACGUCCUACGCCUCCAGCCACCUCACCAUGAUGGAGACCUACCGCGGCUCCUGUCACACUGAUGAUUUCACUACUGGCCAGGGUAUCAUCAACCGUGCCACCUGGAAGCCCGUCGUGGGCAGCAUGAAUGACUUCAGUUACCUGCACACCAACUGCCUUGAGCUGUCUGUCUUCGUGGGCUGCGACAAAUUCCCCCAUGAGAGCGAGCUGGCCCACGAGUGGGAGAACAACCGCGAGGCUCUGCUGGUCUUCAUCGAACAAGUGCACCGUGGCAUCAAGGGCCUGGUGAGGGACAUGGAUGGUGACCCCAUCGCCAACGCUACCAUAUCCGUGGAGGGGAUCAAACAUGACGUCAAAGCAGCGGCAACGGGAGACUACUGGAGGCUGCUGAAUCCCGGCGAGUACCGGGUGACCGCCCGGGCGGAGGGGUACACUCCCCAGUCGCGGCUCUGCCUGGUGGGCUACGAGCAGGGCGCCACCACAUGCACCUUCACGCUGAGAAAAUCCAACUGGGAUCGCAUCCGGGAGAUCAUGGCAAUCAACCGGAACCGGCCCGUUCGCGUGCUUCAGGGAGCCGGCAAGCCGGCCGCUACAUCAGGCGUCGGCAGAGGAGUUGGGGGCAGCGUUGAGGGCGAUGUCAGGAGAGGCAUUGGGAAUGGUGUUGAGAGAGGAGUUGGGAAUGGCAUUGGGAGAGGCGUUGUGAGUGGUGUGGGGAGAGGUGUUACAGGCGGUGUUGGGAGAGGCGUUGGGGGCGGUGUUGGGAGAGGCGUUGGGGGCGGUGUGGGGAGAGGCGUUGGGGGCGGUGUUGGGAGAGGCGUUGGGGGCGGUGUGGGGAGAGGCGUUGGGGGCGGUGUUGGGAGAGGCGUUGGGGGUGGUGUUGGGAGAGGCGUUGGGGGCGGUGUUGGGAACCCCCAGCUGAGGCGUUUGAGGUUGCUCCAGCUGCAGAAGUUGCGGCAGCAGAGGUUAAGGGCAAACAUGUCCACCACUCUCCCCCCCACCACCCAGCCCCCAACAACCACCGCGCCCCCUACCACCACCCUGCCUCCCACCACCACUUUCGAACUCCAGACCGACACCACCUACCCGUCCGUCACCGCCCUUAGCGAACAGCUGCAGGACACAUGGCCGACGCAGGAUUAUAACUUUGAGUACAUCAUAGACGAUUACUGAAAGUGGCCACAGUCACAGCGGGGUUACCUGGGACCCCCUAUGAAUCAAAAAUGUCUAAAAACACCCCCAAAAAAACCAAUCCAAUGACACAAUAUCCUAAAUACUUAAGAAAUAAAGAUUCAGCCCCUCAGACCCACACCUGAACAGUCAUUAGCCCUACACUCUUAACAGUUACUGGGUCAGGGGACAUUCCUGGAAAACAGAAGGAGGAUUUAAUUAAUAUGAUAAUAUACUAUAUAUAUAAUGUGUGUGAAAUAAACUUAGCUGAAUAUCCAACUGGGAAUAUAGAAACAUCCAUAAUGCUUCUCCCCUUGGCUGUUUUCAUCCACACAUGUAGAGGAGCCCCCCCUCUUCGAAAGCCCCCCAGCCACAGGACACACAGUCUGCUGGGCAGAGAAGUGUCUGCCUGUUCAGUGCAGCUUCAGAGGAUGGACGAUAGCUCAUCCUCUCCAGGAUGUAAAUACGAAAAGGUUUUUUUGAGGCCCAAACCAUGAAUGUACCUAAAAAACAAAAAUAUGUACAAACCAGUAAAACUGAUUACAGGCGACUAACCUGAACGGAAACAUUACAGCUUGUCACAAAUCCGAAACAGAAGUUUCUUCUUUGCUUCACGAUCACCCUGCCUUCUUAUCUGAUGCUUUUCCAAAGCCAGACAGAGUGGGAGCAAAAAAUUACAGUGGUUAAGUGUGGUAUCUCACUUAUGUCAUUUUUACACCGGAGCAGUGUGGAGAAAUGAGAUGACUGCAAAGAUGCUUUUUUUAUUGGUGGUUUUCUGAAAUGCUCAUUAAAGUACUGAGAGAGAUUUUA
This is a messenger RNA of Brienomyrus brachyistius, 4817 nucleotides long. It is a transcript of the gene aebp1a, whose product is annotated as AE binding protein 1a. The transcript has 20 exons. Lineage: Eukaryota; Metazoa; Chordata; Actinopteri; Osteoglossiformes; Mormyridae. The coding region runs from base 567 to 4010 and encodes 1147 amino acids. Gene Ontology annotation, molecular function: zinc ion binding; DNA-binding transcription repressor activity, RNA polymerase II-specific; RNA polymerase II transcription regulatory region sequence-specific DNA binding. The record is from RefSeq and is a predicted model, not a curated record. Gene Ontology annotation, biological process: negative regulation of transcription by RNA polymerase II; proteolysis.